AUGGCCAUGAUCAACUCGAUCGAUCGCACGAGUUGCGAUCACAGUAUCACACAGUUUUAUCUCGUGCUCGCCGUGAACCAGAAGACGAUUGUUUUGUGCAUAGCCUCGGAGGUCGUCUUCUUCCUGGGAGCUCUCUCCACGCCACACUGCCCCUGCUCCGCCCGCCCCAGCUUCAUCCCGCCCCGCCUCCGCGCCUCGCCGCGCCCAGCUCCGCUCGCCCGGGCCACCUCGCUCCCAGCUCCGCCCCGCUCGGCCCCGCCUCACCGGGCCGCCGCGCGCUCCUGCUCUACCCGCCCGCCGCGGCUCGGCUCCGCUCCGCCUCCUCCCGGCUCCGCCCGCCGCCGCGCGCCCGGCCGACCCUCGCUCCGCCCGCUCGCCGCGGCCCGGCUCCGCCCCGCCUCAUCCCAGCUACGCUCGCCGCCCGCGCUCCGGCCGGCCCUCGCCUCCUCGCCCCGGCCAGCCCCGCUCCGGCCGGCCCCCGCCCUCCUCGCCUCGGCCAUCCCCGCCCCGGCCAUCCUCGCCUCGGCCUGCUCCAGCGAACUCGAGCCUGCCCCGCCCCGUCACGGACGCCUCCAGGGCCGCCCCGCCCUCGCUCGACGAAAUCGUGGCCGGAUUUUGCUUAAUUUGGUCGUAUUCCGGUAG
Molecule: messenger RNA, 642 nt
Organism: Lolium perenne
Lineage: Eukaryota; Viridiplantae; Streptophyta; Magnoliopsida; Poales; Poaceae
Source: RefSeq, a predicted model, not a curated record